AUGAUCAAGUCCAUCACCCUCUGCUCUAGAUUUUCGAAAGCUAAGAAAAGACUACGCUACUCGGCCCAGGACGCGAUUCCGAAGUGUUGUACCGGACGGGUGGACGAGAAGCGGCAACUGUGCGAUACAUGUAGUACAAUGGAAAGGUCGUACGGCUACAGUAGUCGAGCAAGUAGCAACAGUCCAGUAGACACGAGCCCCAAAGUGCACGAUCUGUCUUCUGCACUGUCUGCUGCUGCUGAGCAAGUCACCGCGGCUCCCGUUCUGGCACCACGACAUCCUCCGGUCAAAGAUGAUUGUGCAUUGUAUAUCGCUCCAUUCGCUGGAUUCCCAAACCCAAAGUCGAUCGGAGCUGCAGCCAUCUACGCUCCUCUGAACUGUAACACACUUGAUACCAAUCUGCUGGUGGAGCUGUUCACGACCGGUCCUUUCGACACAAGAGUGUGCGCCCAGGCAUGCAGUACCCACGCUACGCUCAUCGCCAUCUUCCCGCGACCGUGGAAGAGCGGCUCUCAUUAUACCAUUACCGACAACUAUAUCUUCUACCAGCAAAAAGUGCUCGUCUACAAUCAAACCGUCCUCGUCUAUAAUUAAAAUGUCCUCUUCUACGAUUAAAUGUCCUCGUCCACGACUAAACCGUCAUACUCAGGUUGCAGCACUACAACCUAGGAUCAACAACUCAUAUGCCAGAAAGCUACUCUCCGAACAUCAGCUGUAGAGAACCCAGC
Messenger RNA from Mytilinidion resinicola, 728 nucleotides. RefSeq lists its product as uncharacterized. The record is from RefSeq and is a predicted model, not a curated record. The transcript is spliced from 5 exons. Lineage: Eukaryota; Fungi; Ascomycota; Dothideomycetes; Mytilinidiales; Mytilinidiaceae. Bases 1 to 594 code for a protein of 197 amino acids.